Molecule: messenger RNA, 2143 nt
Organism: Papaver somniferum (opium poppy)
Lineage: Eukaryota; Viridiplantae; Streptophyta; Magnoliopsida; Ranunculales; Papaveraceae
Exons: 5
Coding region: 221-1849 (542 amino acids)
Source: RefSeq, a predicted model, not a curated record
CUGGAUUGGGUGUGAAAUAGCUAACGAGCACUGGAUUGACUUAUGAUAUAGUCAUAGGCAGAUCAAGAGUUGUUGCCCUAGAAUGGCGAUUAGCGGGAGUGGGGCGCCAAAGGUGAAGGAACACGAACCUUGUCGUAAAGGUUCAACCGACACUAUCUCCGAGGAAUACUCCUCUUGUUGAUUAAGUUUUGACUUUGUUGGGUUUCUACAGUAAACGGAAAUGUCUAGUGGUCAAUCUCAACCAAGAACUCAGCUUGGGAGGAUCCGACGCAAAUAUAAAGGGAAAGUGAAAAUCGAAAAUGUAGUCAUAAUUGAUCGAGAGACUGAUGAGGUGCAUACUGCUACAGUUGGUGGCGUACCAGAAUCUUCUAAUCCCGAGGAUUGGAAUGCAAUGCUGAAAGAUAGCAAAAUACAACAUAGGAGGAUCAUAAGCAUUGAUGACGACGAUGAUGGAUACUUCAAUGCUGGAAAUAAUAAUAAAGCUGGUGCUGGUAAUGAUGCCUGCAGUGAAAAGAAGACCAAUUGGAAGGAAACUUACUAUCAAAAGAAAAACCUCUCGAAAAACCAUACUACCUCAUAUCCCAUUUUUGAGAGUGAUUCAUCAUCUGAAAAUGACUCUUCCGAAUGUGAGGUUAUGGAAGGGUCUAUUGGAAAAAUCCGCGAGCAGUGGGAAAAAGCUGCUUUCACAAAGAAUAUGUAUGGGGACAUUAGAAGAGGCCAGACUGGAUUGGAGGACCGAGCUAGUACUACUGACUCGAGCAGUGACACUGAAAUGUACUGCAAGGGAAAAGCUUCAGCUGCACGUCACUGCAAGGGAAAAGCUUCAGCUGCACGUCAUAGAGAAUUACCAACUUGUUCCAGUUCCAGUAGUUCUCCGAUUGGUGAUGACAUCCACAUAGACCGUUUCUGUGAUCUGGAUGAAAACCAUUCUACUGAUGAUUCAGCCCAAAAUGCUGACCUUCCUUGGUGGCGCAACAAUAAGGUUACUCCUGGGAGAGAUUGUUUUAAGGUAAAAGAGGAAAAAAAUCCUGCAGAAUCCUGCGAUAUUCAAGUGCAGACAAGGAAGAAAACAUGCUUUAAUUAUAGGAAUGCUAAAUUUACUUCUAAAGUAAAUACUUAUCAUUAUGGCCCUCAGUUGAACAAAACUGAGGUUAGCCAGGACAGUGUAUAUAUAUGGGAUGAAGAUGAAGGAAUUUUUCGAGAACCUUCUAAACGGCGUACUGCACGGUCAAGUGAUGAAGUAGUUGUCAACAACGGUGCAACUUGUUCUGAGCGCAAAGACGAACUGUCAAGUGAUAAAGCAGUUGUUAACAAUGGUGCAACUUUUUCUGGGCGGAAUGACGAACCUAUUCCUUAUGGAAGAGAGGAAUAUAAGGAGACGGAUGAGCAUAAGCGUGCGAUGGCAGAAGAAUGGGCAUCCAGGAGGGAACAGUUACAAAUUCAGUCACAAGAGGCAAAAAAGUUGAGGAAGAGAAGAAGAGCGGAAAAACUUCGGAUAUUAGAUGUGGAAAGUAGGCAGAAAAAGCGGGUGGAAGAAUUAAGAGAAAUCAUGACAAAGGCCGAGGAAAAUAUCAACUUAAAAGAGAGAAUUCGCGUUGAAAUAAGGAAUAAACUCGAUAAGCUGGAAAUGCAGUGUACUGAUAUGGCAUCACUACUUCGUAGAUUGGACAUCCAUGUAGAAGGUGGCUCCAACCCGCUGCCCCGUGAGGUACAUGCAGCUUACAGAAAAGCCUUGCUGAGAUUCCAUCCUGAUAGAGCAUCAAAAACUGAUAUUCGUCAGCAAGUUGAGGCAGAGGAGAAAUUUAAGCUUAUUUCCAAGUCAAAGGAGAAGCUCCUUAAAACUUCAUGACAUGCAAAUAAAGACGUAAUGUUCUGAAUUUUGUGCAAUAUUUGUUAACCAAGUUCAAAUUUCUGUUUCCAGAUAUCCAUUCAUAAUUGAGAUUUAUAGGAGGAAUAAUAUCACCUUGUAUUAGGAUAAUUAUUCAUGUACAGCAGUGUUUGAGAUUCCAGAUAUAUUAAAUACCAAUACCCGCACAAAUGAUUACUUCUGUUUGCUGUGUAAUCCCAAGGAGAGUGAAAAACAUUGUCAAGCUUGUAUGAAUACUUCAAUUAUAUAUAUAUUUAUUUGGAGAAAAUACUUCUA